UUCCUUUUAGUAUCAAAGUUACUUGUUAUUUUAUCACUACCAUCUUUAUCACAUACUUACUCUCUGACGUAAUAAAAAAUGACAAGUUUCGUUGUACGACUUGACACGUGUAAGUACUUACAAUUGCAAUGUUUCACAUUAACAUACAAUUUCACGGCGUGUAAGCAAUCAGUAUGCAUCGACACAAACUAAUUGAAAUUAAAGAGAUAAUCUUACGAGUAGGGUUAUACAGAUUUCAUUACAUUUUAGUCAUAUUUAUACUGUAGUAAUCUGCAAAUGUUGUUUGCCAGAAAUUACACCCUUCUCAUGUAUUUCGGUAAUUAAAAAAAAUAUUGACGCGACAAUCGAUAUACAUUUAAAUAGAAAUGGCGUCGAAACAGUUAAGAGGUUUGGUGAAGGUUUGUUUUGGUUUGUUUUUGCAGGGAGUGUGGCAGGGGUAUUGGCGGCGCUGGUGUCGCUAGUUGCGGCUUCACCGGCUAACUCCUUAUCGGCGGUGUUCGAAGUUUCCUCUGAGCACGUUAUCCAAAAGCAGAUGGCCAUAAACCGAGGCUUUGGGGACGGAGAUGGGGUUGUCGAGCUUCUGCGAGAAGAGUACAGGUAUCCUUUGGAUGGUACUCGGCGAGGCUCAAGGCGGCGGGGCCCGAGGCGGCGGGGUAAGGCGCGGUGGGGCCCAGGGCGACGGGGCUUGGCCCGACCGGCUGUAGAGGAGGGUCCCGGCGCCUUCAAAUCGGACCCAGUGCCGCUCUCCCCUAACGCGCUCAAGAAACAACUCGAACAUCUCAUUCAACUUCAAGAGAAACAAAACAUUCAAAAUAAACAUUUGAGUUCUUAACGGCAUUGUGAUCUAAGAUACGCAUACAACGAUAUGCAAGAUGCAUGUGUAACGUUCAACAAAUGCCCCCGCUGCGCUGACAUACAGAGAGUAACGAGGAAUUAGACACGCCAUGCGGUGUCAAUGUCAACUCAGGUCAUGCAAGUGUUGUGUAGUUGACGCACGUGCUAGCCACAUUGGCCGGGACUGAGUCCUCACAGAUGAAUCGCCUGCUAUAUAACGGCAGGUCGGCCGCGGCGGUGCGUAGUGCUGCGCUGCGCCGGCGGCGGCUAAUUUAAGCCCGACCUCGUGCGAGAUGAGCGCGCGCCCGCCCGCCGCGCCCGCCCCGCGCGCUCGCUCUACCAAAACUCCCACAUAUUAUAUUAUAUCAACGAAUUUUCCGACCGCAUCUCAAACGAAUUGGCAGUUUUCGAAUUUCCCGCUCAUACCUAACGGCUAGCAUGUUUGUGAAGUGAUCUGAGUGAUUUUUUUUGUGGAGAAGACAAAAUGAAGUUCACUAUAGACGUGUUGGGCGUGUUCCUCAAAGUAGUGAUAAAGAUCAACCGUGCGACGUUCGCGCCGCUGGUGGUCUCGGCGCUGUUCAUCCUAUUGACGUCGUUGCUGGCGCAUGCGGCGCGCACCGCCGCCCGCCGGCUCGUCAACGACCCUUUCAUACGAUUGCUGGUCGAGGAGGCAAUCGCCGCCGCUGAACUCUGCGGUUGUUGCUUCGAACUCAUCAUUGUGGCGGAUAACUUCGGCGUGGCGACGUACGCGGUGUUCCUGUUUGUGCUAACGUGCUGGUGGGCGCUGAGCUGGGGUGAAGCCACCGCCUGCCCUUAUACGCACCUCGAGGACAUUAUCGAAGGUAAGAGCGACGUCCGCGCGGCGUUGCUGAAGACAUGGGCGGAGCUGGGAGGCGGGCUGCUGGUGUUCAAGUACGUGCAGAUGUACUGGGCGCUGGAGAUCUCCGACACGCACAAGGACCGCGCCUACGAGGACUGCACCGCUGACUUGCAGGUGCCGGCGCUGUACGGCGCAGUGGUGGAGGGCGCGGCGACGUGCCUGUGUCGGCUGGCGUCGCGCGCGCUCGCCGACCUCAGCCCGCGCUGCGCCACCGCCAUCGACGCCUUCAUCGGCACAUCACUAGUCGUCGCCGGCGUGGUGGCUCGGGACACGGUGCUCGAGUACCGCUACGACGACGCCGCGCCCGGCGCUGACCUCAACGUCUCCCUUCUUUGCAAAGUACAUUUAGGAAAAGCAUUUGACUACUCGGGGGGCUACUUCAACCCAGUGUUGGCGACGUCGCUGAAGGCGGGGUGCGCGGGGCACUCGCUGGCGGAGCACGCGGCGGUGUACUGGGCGGGCGCGGGCGCGGGCGCAGUGCUGGCCCUGUACCUGUACCGGCUGCCGGCGGUGCGGCGGCUGCUGCGCGGCGCCGGCACGCCCACACCCAACGGGGACUCCUUCUGGCCGGACAAGGAGGACUAACACGCACACGAGCGGUUAUCAAUGCUAGUCAUUUUUUCAGGGUUUAUUGAUUUGUAAUUCUUUACUUAUUUUAAAAACAAGGAUAUCUUUAUUUUCGAUUUGGUAAUGUGUAAUGUUCAAAUUUGGGAACGAAGUUACAAUUUUUAUCCACAAAUGUUUGUACAUGUCUUCAAUAUUAUCAUAAGAUUGUCUACCUUACAAGAAGAUUCACA
Papilio polytes (common Mormon) is the source of this 2511-nucleotide messenger RNA. It is a transcript of the gene AQP, whose product is annotated as aquaporin-12. Gene Ontology annotation, molecular function: channel activity. The record is from RefSeq and is a predicted model, not a curated record. Bases 1319 to 2299 code for a protein of 326 amino acids. Lineage: Eukaryota; Metazoa; Arthropoda; Insecta; Lepidoptera; Papilionidae. Gene Ontology annotation, cellular component: cytoplasm. The transcript is spliced from 11 exons.